This is a messenger RNA of Effrenium voratum, 1586 nucleotides long. NCBI's taxonomy places the organism in Eukaryota, Dinophyceae, Suessiales, Symbiodiniaceae. The record is from the annotation of a GenBank genome assembly.
UCGGUAACUUCAUGUGGAGGACGCGCCGCCAGCGCCAUGGAGUUGGAGCUCACGGACGAACACCUCGUCCUGAUCCUCUCGUGGCUGGUCUUGACCAGCUUCCCAGCCUGCGCAGCGGUAGCCAGGCGAUGGCACAACUCCUCGGCGCUGGGCUUUGCGAAGCAGCUGCUGUGGCGCUCGUCUCACGACUGCUGCGAGAUAGAACUGCCGGCUUCCAGACAACUGGGUGAUGGCUUCGUGACAUUUUUAUCUGAUGGCAGCGCUCUGAUCUUGGCUGCGGCCCACGAGGAGCAUAGCAUAUUGACCUUUCUUCGUCCCGAUGGCGCUGCGAAUUUGCAGGAGCAGACCAGGCGGCGGUGGCCCUACGCCCGACUGCGCAGCAGUGUGGCGGGGCUUGUUGGCUACGCGGGCCAAGAAAUCGCCUUCUUCCCCGCGGCGGCGGGGAACAGAAGUACAUGGUCAAGCAGGAUGCAGGUCAUAGGCCGAACUCACCAGAAUAUUCUGCACUGCGGCGAGCACCUGUUCCUCCUUUGCCAUGGCAACUGGUGGCAAGACCCGCGGCUCUUUGCGGAUGUUCUGGACCUGCAAGAGGGCGGCUGUGAGAGGAUCAACAUCACAAAGUUGCGCGACGACAUGGCGGAACUGCUGGGGGAUGAGGAUGCCCGCCGUCAAGCUGUGAGCUCCACAAGAGACCACUUUGUGUUCCAUGUGAACACCUCCAAUGGCGCCAAAGUGGUCGGGGCCGUGCGCCCACCAAAGUCAAAAGGAGGAACGACCGCAGAGGCGCCUGUGAGCUUUGCCAAGAUUUGGCCAAGUGGACAUCCAAUGGCGCAGCUGAGGGAGCCCCGGGAGCUUCCAGUUGAGGACCACCUCCUCCUCUACAGCGGUUGGCAAAGGAACGGCCUUAGCAUUUGCCUGCUGGAUGCUGCAAGUGGCCACGUGCGGGCGCAGCUUUUGCGGCCGGCGGGCAUUUCGCGGCAGCUCUUUGCGGAGCGCGACUUAGGGGCAAUUGCUGCGUGUCUCAAGUUUGACGUCAUUUGCGCUUGCGCUGCAGCCCCGAAAGGCUUGCAUCCCCCGCCAGUAGUUGUGUGGGAUUUGUCCUCUGGGCUUGUGCUGCGCGAGUUUUGUCAUGAGGUGCAGCCAGCUGCAGUCAUCCUGCCAGCAGCACCUGAUGAAGCAACCGGCGGUUACAAUUUCAGUGUGGGGGAUGUGGUGGAGUGCUUCACAGGAGAUGGCUGGCAGCAAGGACAAGUCACGCAGCAGGAUUUCCGGGAAGCAGAUUGGCCAGUUGGAAUCACUGUACCUUACCAGGUGCGGUUGGCAGGUGCGGCUCCAGGGCUUGUCUAUGUCCCGCAUGAUCUUCCCCGGCUCAUUCGCCCAGCUACGAACUGGCAGGCUUACGAAUCUGGAGAAGUAGAAAUCCAAAUUGCUAUACAUCCAACGCGACGCUGUAUCAUGAUUGGUCUUUGGAAACAGUUCGGUGGGCGUGUGCAUUGCUUUGAAGUUGUGCCGACUUAGAUGCCGACUUCUUGAACGAGGGAAGGCUUUCAACAGCUGAGCCACAAUCAAGCCCAGGUAGAGGAAGG